AUGCAACAGAGUGUUGAUUGAUUGCCGGCAAUUUUCACACACACAACAGAUGUCCAACCCAAUAAGGGAUUUCUGUAAAACAUGAAAUAGCACUGGGAGUGAAUAAAUACAACCAGCCUGUGGGUUAAACAAAUACACAUUCAGGAGGAGCAGAGAUAACAAUGGACAGUAGAAAGCGAAUGCUAAAGUCGGCAGGUGUUGGGUAUUUAAUAAGAUUAGCGCGGACGCACCUGGAAUUUUCUACCUGCUGGCUGCACCGAGGGUCUAUCCCUGCCCCGUGCUGAGGGAGGGGAUCCCCGAUGGAGGUAAGUGGCUCUAUCUAGCACCCAAGCCUUUCUACAGCACCCAAGCUUCUGUCUAGCACCCAAGCCUCUCUACAGCACCCAAGGCUCUCUACAGCACCCAAACCUCUCUACAGCACCCAAGGCUUUCUACAGCACCCAAACCUCUCUACAGCAACCAAGCCUCUCUACAGCACCCAAACCUCUCUACAGCACCCAAACCUCUCUACAGCACCCAAGCCUCUCUACAGCACCCAAACCUCUCUACAGCUCCCAAGCCUCUUUCUAGCACACAAGCCUCUGUCUAGCACCCAAGCCUUUUUACAGUACCCAAGCCUCUUUCUAGCACCCAAGCCUCUCUACAGCACCCAAACCUCUCUACAGCACCCACGGCUCUCUACAGCAGCCAAGACUCUCUACAGCACCCAAGCCUCUUUCUAGCACACAAGCCUCUGUCUAGCGCCCAAGCCUUUCUACAGUACCCAAGCCUCUGUCUAGCACCCAAGCCUCUCUCUAGCACCCAAACCUCUCUACAGCACCCAAGCCUCUCUACAGCACCCAAGCCUCUCUACAGCUCCAAAACCUCUUUCUAGCACACAAGCCUCUGUCUAGCACCCAAGCCUCUCUACAGCUCCCAAGCCUCUCUCUAGCACCUAAGCCUCUCUACAGCACCCAAGUUGUCAGAAGAUUGAUGGGAGAGAUGUGGACUGUGAGGAACCUGAGUGUCCCAGUGGUUGAGUCCAACUCCAACACCAGCGACCUGUCCCACCAGCUGGAUGUGGGCACCGACUUCUCCUCCAAAGUUUUCAUCACAGUCUUCUACAUCCUCAUCUUCUUGGUGGGAACCAUCGGCAACGUGUUGACCAUGAGGCUGGUGCUGAAAAAACACAACCGACACAAGCUGCAGGGCACAGUACAUUACCACCUGGUCAGCAUGGCCCUGUCCGACAUCCUCAUCCUCCUCAUCAGCAUCCCCAUCGAGCUCUACAACUUCAUAUGGGUCCACUACCCCUGGAUUUUCGGGGACACCGUGUGCAGGAGCUAUUACUUUCUGAGGGACAUCUGCUCCUACGCCACAGUGUUGAACAUCACCAGUCUGAGUUGCGAGAGAUACCUGGCCAUCUGCCACCCAAUGACUGCCAAGAGGAUCAUGUCCAAGAUGAGGACCAAGAAGAUCCUCUCAGUGAUAUGGUUCUCUUCGGUACUCUUUGCCAUGCCUAUGGCUUUUAUCAUGGGGGUCAAAUAUGAGAACACCACCCCAGAGGGAGAAGAGGACCCAUCCUCCCUAAUAUGCACCAACCUGGUUUCUACUGCCACCCUGAAAGUCUUUAUACAGGUAAAUGUGUUUGUGUCUUUCCUUCUUCCUCUGGCCCUGAUCUCCUGCUUGAACUGUGUGACUGUGAAUCAGCUGGAGUCCUUGCGCUCUCGCUGCUUCUUGUCCUUGCAUUCCUCCAGCAAAGCUCCUUGGGCUUCCUACAGAGCACACGGGUCCCUCAAGCCGAUUUCUUCAUCGUCUGGAGUCAAAAAGCCUUUUGCUAGUGGAGCAACCUUCAAGAGUAGUCUCACCGUAUCCAGUGAACCAAACCGCAUACAGCCUCUCCAGCACAGCAUUUACAUGCUCAGAGCAGUUGUGAUUGCCUAUGUGGUGUGCUGGUUGCCGUACCAUGCGAGGAGACUCAUGUUCUGUUACAUCCCAGAUGAUUACUGGACUGGCUUUCUGUACACCUUCUACCACUACUUCUACAUGCUGACCAACACCCUUUUCUAUGUUAGCUCUGCGGUCAACCCCAUCCUAUACAACAUGGUGUCCUCUUCCUUCCGGGAACUCUUCCUGGAUACACUUGGCUUCUCCCGCCAACGCAAAGAGCAGAACCUGAAUGCCUCUUUAUCAGUACAAACCAGUCUCAGGAGUGAUACGUGCUCUCUCAACACUCCGGCCAAUCACCGAUUAGCUGGCAGAAAAGAGACUGCCAAUGGAAAGAUGUAGGGAAGCUCAUCAAAGGGCAACUUCAUGUGCACUAAUGAUCUAUAAGUGUUACGUUAUUUAGAAUCCUGUGUCUGAGGUGUGUGAAAUGAGCCAGUGGUGUUACUACAGGAGAUGGAGACCCCAUGACUGCAGGGGGCCAAGUAAGGACAUAGAAAUGGUUUUGGUUAAAGGGGAACUGUAUCCAGUCUUUUUGCAAAUUCUAAUGAUAUACAUGGCAGGGGUGGGGAGGGGGCAGGAUGGGAGGAUGCCGACAUGCCUCUCAUCAUCACCAGUGAAGGAAGUUAUGGGUCUCUGCAUUUCAAAAUAGGUCUUAGAGGCUUGCGGCAUUUUGCCUCAUGCAGUCGGCAAAGUGCAAAAGUGGGGCAUUGUAAAUAUGCCCUAGUGUUUGCCUGUCCUUUCCUUUCUUUUCUCUGCACUGGUGGUUCUGAGUCUUGAAACAAUAUAUCAGAAGGCAUCUGAGAAGAGAAAUGCAAGGUACUGUGGGAACUGGAAUCUUGGCUGGAGGAGAACUGGCCUCUGCUACACUGAGUUGGAACUAGAGGCACAACAGAUACUGCCUUCAAUAGUAAUUACCUUUGCACAUAACUGAAAAUACUGAAAAUAUUUGUGUUAUUACCCAGUUAACUAGAAAAGUACCUAUUAAACGGCCUCUGAAUUUAGUUGAAUGAAAUAAUGUACUGAUUAGAAAGGAGAGGACUGUCUGCUGUGAGUUCCUGCCUGGGUCACACUUACUAAAGGUUCACCAAGUAAGGCUGAUCCUGCAAAGAGAUUUGCAUGUUUCCUCCAGAAUGCUAUAGUGCUGCACUCCAACUCUCCUUAUCUUACAGAACUCUCAGCAAUAACUCAGGAGGCCGGGAGUUAUUCUUUGCAAUAACCUGUUUGAGGUCUGUUUUUUGGUUGAUUCCAUAACUGUGGUUCCAGAAUCACGGAUGGAAAGACCACUGAGUCAGUGGACUCUUCCAAGCAAGACUAUGGCAGCUUUUUAUCUCAAGCGCCGAACAACUGGAUCAGAGAAGGAGACCCUGUAAUGUUGACUUCAGCCCGCCUAUUUUGAGUGUACAAGACAAGUAAAGAUUGGGCAGAAGGGCAGGUCUGGCUAUUCAUACUGUGCUACAUCAUCACAAGCCUUUGGUAGAGCAAGAACUCUUAAUAGAUGUCCCUAUCCCUUUGUGCCCCAAAUAUUGCCAAGAACAUCCUGCUAUCUAUGGAAAACUGUACAACCCCACAGCCAAAACUAUCAUCAUAAAUCACAUUUACUGUAAUCCUAAUAACGCCUUUCCUUUAUUGUUCUACCCCACUUGCUUGUUUCAUACAGAGCCUCAUGUCUGGGAUAUUUGUUCUGACCUGUUUGGUCAAUCAGCCGGUGGCAUUGAUCAUUAAUUUGGUGAUGGCCAGUAUCCAGUGUCUAAUGGGGCUGCCAUUGCAGUGGUAAAAACAACAAAGGCCUAAAUGCCCUUGUCCGUCUGACUCUGAUAUAAAAUGGUAAGGGAUCCUGGUUGAUACACAGAAACACCGCACUCCUUGGAGUCUUUUUUGGUGCUAAGGCCUGAAACUUCUCCACAUACGUCAGUCAAGGUUUUCGCGUUUCGUAUCAAAAGGAGCAGUGACAGCCAGAAAUGGGCUUAGGUUUGGGGUGGUAUAGGACCAAAUAUUUUGAGGAUUCGGUAAUUGGCCAAAUCUAAAUCUAUGAUGAAUAUUGUCUGUAUUUAGACUAGUUAGACGAAUUCAUAGAACUGUCCCUUAGGGUGCAAAAAAAGGACACUCUGUCCUUCAUUUCAUAAAUGACGUCUACAGUGAAAUGGUCUUGAUGGAAUAUUAGAUUAUUUCCAGCUAUACACUGGGUUUUGUUUUCAGUUCAAGAUUUCCUCCAAUGCUGGAUAUGAAAGUUAUGGAAAUAUAUAUUUCAGAAGGGAACAUGAGGCCAUGCUGCAGUUACAUAAAGCUUCACAAAUGGGUCAUGGGUUGGAAUUAUGGGCAAUUUCAUUGACUGGAGUCAUUGGGUAUCAAGUCAGAAAAAACUAGUAGGUAUGUGAAUGUGCUAAAUGACAGCCCUUUGUCUGAGCUAGAAAUGGAAACAACUCGGUAAGAUGCUUUUUGAACGUAACUUUAAUAUGUCUGUGUUCGAGCAUUUGGCAAAUACAGUUCAUAGCCGAGAUUGUGUUACAGAGGCAGACGUGUAAAGAAUUGACAAAAUGGUUUAUGGAGAAGAAUUCAGUGUUGAGUGUGGUAGGGAUGGGGGUUAACUUACCCAGAAUAAAGGGGGGUCCAGGUGCUCAAGCCCCAGACCUUCAGCUCGGGGAGGCAAAUGAUAUGCAAAGAGCUGGCACAUUCUAGACCACGUUCUUUAGAU
Molecule: messenger RNA, 4618 nt
Organism: Xenopus laevis (African clawed frog)
Lineage: Eukaryota; Metazoa; Chordata; Amphibia; Anura; Pipidae
Gene: ntsr1.S
Product: neurotensin receptor 1 (high affinity) S homeolog
Exons: 4
Coding region: 973-2268 (431 amino acids)
Biological process (GO): signal transduction; G protein-coupled receptor signaling pathway; neuropeptide signaling pathway
Cellular component (GO): plasma membrane; membrane
Molecular function (GO): G protein-coupled neurotensin receptor activity; G protein-coupled receptor activity
Source: RefSeq, a predicted model, not a curated record